GACCCAUCGGAGCGAUGACAUCACUUUCACUGUGAACUAUCGGCCGAUGAUGCUGGGGGGUUAGGUUCGGCCUCGAACCGGAGGUGUAUAUAAGGAGGGUGGUAGACAACCCCAGCAUAACUUCAUCCACUCCUUCACCGAGCACUACAGUAAUGGCUUCCUUCAAGGCACUCAUUUUUGCUACCCUAUGCGCAGUGGCUUUUGCCGAAGAUGAUGUGGUCGAGAAGACAAUAGAGAAGAGGACAGCUGCUGGAGCUAUUGGUUAUGGUGCUGGAGCAUACCCUGGCUACGCUGCUGGAACUUACUCAGGUUAUUCUGCUGGAGCUUAUCCAGGCUACGCAUCGGGAGGUUAUCCUGGCUACUCUGGAGGUGCUUACCAAGGCUACACUGGUGGAGCCUAUAACCGAUACGGUGGAGCUUAUCCAAGUUACAGUGCUGGAUCUUAUCCAGGUUACAGUGCUGGAGCUUAUCCAGGUUACUCUGCCGGUGGAUACAAAAGCUAUGGAGGAUACAGUUCUUACCCAGGCUACACUGGCUCAGGCUAUGCUGGCUCAGGCUAUGCAGGCUCAGGCUAUGCUGGCUCAGGCUAUGGUGGCUCGGGCUAUGGUGGAUAUGGUGCUGGAUACGGUUCCACCGGAUACCCUGGAUAUUCGUCCUACUCUGGCUACGGUUCCAGCGCUUACCCAUCAGGCUAUGCUGGAAACUCCGGCUAUGGCGGCUACCCAGGAAAUGCUGGCUACACUGGAUCAGGAUAUUCUGGAUACGGAAGCCACUCCUACAAGGGAUGGUAAAGGAGUCAUUAAAGUGUUACCAACUUAACAAAGUCAUUUCCAUAUAAUUUCCGUCCCACCACAGAAGUCACAACUCAUUACCAGUUCUUUCGUUUUGUAAUAACUUCAUAAUAAAUUUUUUUACAUAAA
Messenger RNA from Nezara viridula (southern green stink bug), 920 nucleotides. The record is from the annotation of a GenBank genome assembly. Lineage: Eukaryota; Metazoa; Arthropoda; Insecta; Hemiptera; Pentatomidae.